Molecule: messenger RNA, 1656 nt
Organism: Rotaria socialis
Lineage: Eukaryota; Metazoa; Rotifera; Eurotatoria; Philodinida; Philodinidae
Source: the annotation of a GenBank genome assembly
AUGUCGGAUUCAACAACAACGACAGAUGGAAGCCAAAAAAGUUUGAAUAUGUCCGAUUCUACAAGUGUAUCUCAAACAUCGUUACCCGCGGAACAACAAUCACAGCAGCAACAACAGCUACCGCCCCCACAGAGACAGCAAUCAGCGAAAAUAAACCGUUCUGCAAUUUUACUAAAUGGACCUAGUAUGAAAGAUCAAUCAUCAUCAUCAUCGUUUCAUAUUUCUAUGGAAGAUCGCGAAAAAUACCGAUCACCAUUAAAUUCCAGAUAUGCAUCUGCUGAAAUGAGUUAUAAUUUUAGUGAGAUUAAAAAAUUUUCUACUUGGAGGCGUCUUUGGUUUUGGUUAGCGAAAUGCCAAAAACAACUUGGUUUGGAUAUCACAGAUGAACAGUUAGAGGAACUCGAGCGAAAUAUAACAAAUAUUGAUUUUGAUAUUGCUGAAGCUGAAGAACGACGACGGCGACAUGAUGUGAUGGCACAUGUUCAUACAUAUUCACGUUGUUGUCCCAAAGCGUCACCAAUAAUUCAUCUCGGUGCAACAUCGGCCUAUGUUGGUGAUAAUGCUGAUUUAAUCGUUAUGAGAGAUGCAUUCGAUAUACUUAUCGUUAAACUUGUACGUUGUAUUCAACGUUUCACUCAAUUUGCACAAGAAUAUGCCAGUUUACCGACACUUGGUUAUACACAUAUGCAACCAGCACAAUUAACAACGGUGGGCAAGAGAGCAUGUAUUUGGAUUCAAGAUUUAUUAAUGGAUUUAAAAAAUUUCGAUCGUAUAAAACGCCAAUUAAAAUUUCGCGGCGUAAAAGGUACAACCGGUACUCAAGCAUCUUUUCUUCAAUUAUUUAACGGUGAUCAUUCAAAAGUUGAAGAUCUUGAUCGUAUGGUAACAGAGAUGGCUGGCUUUUCAAAAGCUUUUAUAAUUUGUGGUCAGACUUACACGCGUAAACUCGAUGUUGAAGUAGUCAGUGUACUUGCCAGUUUUGGUGGUUCAAUUCAUAAGAUGUGUACUGACAUUCGUUUAUUAGCUAGUUUAAAAGAAAUCGAAGAACCAUUUGAAAUUGAACAACUUGGAUCGAGUGUUAUGCCAUAUAAACGUAAUCCAAUGAGAUGUGAACGAUGUUGUUCACUUGCACGACAUUUAAUGACAUUGAUUAAUGAUCCACUUGGUACACACUCAGUUCAAUGGAUGGAACGAACACUAGACGAUAGUGCUAAUAAACGUAUUUGCAUUCCUGAAGCUUUUCUAACUGCGGAUAUUAUUUUAUUUACGUUACAAAAUAUUUCUGAAGGUCUUGUUGUUUAUCCGAAAGUCAUUGACAAACAUAUCAAACAGGAAUUACCAUUUAUGGCUACUGAAAAUAUUAUCAUGGCAAUGGUUUCUGCUGGUGGUAACCGACAAGAAUGUCAUGAAAAAAUUCGUACUCUGUCACAAAAAUCAGCUGAACGUGUUAAACUUGAUGGUUUAGAUAAUGAUCUUGUUGAUCGAGUAAAAAACGAUCCGUAUUUUGCACCCAUAAUCAACAAGCUUGAUGUAAUACUCGAUGCUAAAACAUUCAUCGGACGCGCACCCGAACAAGUUUUCGAAUUUAUCUUGCGUGAAGUUGAACCAACUUUAAAAAAUUUUCUAAUCCCAAUUACACCGAAACUCAUUGAUUAA